ACGGGCAAAGGAAGUCAGAUUUGUCAUGUCGAAUACAAGAGUCGCGUGUUCAAAACCAAGCUCCCAGCAGCUACGUUAAAAUAACCUAUACAGUUCUUUUGGUUGAUUAUGACAUCUUGAAAAUGACUGGAUGCACAAGUGUUUCGCUGAUUUUGUUGGGUCUGAUUUGUGUUCACUAUGUGGCUGGGCAGACAGUCAUUACUAACACUACUUUGGGUCCAGUAAUGGGCAUAAAAUUACCGAUACCCGGUGUACCCAUCCCAGUCGUUACACGGUAUGCUGGAAUACCGUACGCUGAGCCACCGAUUGGGCAGCUGCGCUUCGCUAAGCCCGUACCGAAAACUCCCUGGGAUGGCGUGCUCAACGCCACAUUGUUCGGCGCCAAAUGUCCUCAGACCGCGGUUUCUUUUGAUGUGUUCAUAUCUUCGGAAUUUGAUCAAUUCAUACCUAAUACGGGUACAAAUGAGGACUGUUUGUUUCUGAAUAUGUAUGUUCCGCAUGGUUUCGUUGAUGCGUUGAGACCCCUGCCUGUCAUGGUUUACUUGCAUGGAGGGAGUUUGGUUAGCGGGGAAGGUGCACUCUACGACGGCUCGCUCAUUGCACUACAAGGACAGGUCAUCGUGGUGAACAUGAACUACCGUCUGGGAUUAUUCGGCUUCCUCAGCACCGGAGACGACUCAGCACCUGGGAACUACGGACUGUGGGAUCAACGUCUCGCUAUCCAGUGGGUCAAAGACAACAUCGCCAACUUUGGUGGUGAUCCAGAUCAAAUCACCAUCUUUGGUGAGUCGGCAGGAGGAUGGAGUGUGACCUACCAGAUGAUUUCACCUCUAAACGACAGGAAUGUUUUUCAGCGGGUGAUUUCUCAGAGCGGGGUAGCUUUUCCAGGCUUAAUCAUCCCGGGUAAUUUCGCCCAGCUUCAGGCUUGGAAUCUUGCCUCAUCUCUUGGCUGCAACCUAACAUAUGGUAGCAGCACCACGCGCCACCUGAUCAGCUGCCUACGAGGAUUAACCACGGAGGAACUGUUGAGUAAAUCUUCAUUCGUAACAACAGCGGCUACAAUUGACGGCGAGUUUCUUACCACCGACAUCAACUCUCUCCUGUCCCAUCCCCGAGUUGGACAGUAUGACCUUCUCUUAGGGGUUAACAGUCAAGAGGGGUCCGUUUUUCAGAGUGCGGAUAACUACACUGCAGAGGGUCUUCGUCGUGCCACCCAGAGCCAAAUCGCCGUAACUUGUCAGUGUGAAAAUCCGGAGCAAAUCACCAAUGCAAUUUUGGCCUUUUAUUUCAGUGGGGACAAGCUGGGCAACAUCCAGGAAAAUCUUCUGAAAUAUUUAGAUGUGAUCGGUGAUUUAUAUUUCGACAUUCCCGGUGCAAAUUUCCGUAACAAACACGCAAUGUUGUCUACUGACAAUACUAGGACAUAUUACUAUUAUUUCGACUAUGAAGUUGGAAAGGAGUUUUUGCUUCGUCCAGAUUUGGUUGAUCGUGUUUCCGGAGCACCACACAUCCUGGAUGUCUUCUAUGUUUUCGGGCUCAUCAACUUGCUGAUUCCAGGAAACAUCGAGGCGCAGUCAUUAUCCGAUGCUAUCAUAAAGUAUUGGUCACAGUUUGCGAAGAACGGGGAUCCAAACGGAGCAGCGUUACCUGAAUGGCCAGAGUUCGAAGCAGAGAAUGAAACAUACAUCAUCCUAGACGCUAACAUCAGGACAGGACAGCGCCUCAAAGCUGACAAAGUCGCCUUCUGGAACGAGUACAUCCCAACCAUUACGGACCCGUUUGAUGAGAAAACGUGUUCCUAUGAAGUACCUGUCAGAAGUGGCACCGUGCAAAAACCGGACACAAAGACUGUGCAGAUAGAAAGCAAAGACGGUGAAGUGCUGGGAUCUAUCACUGGUGCUGUGCGAGUCGCUGACGAAGCAAUGGGAGGGCGCGAAGUCGCCAAGUUCUUAGGCAUUCCAUACGCCAAACCGCCCCUUGGUAAUUUGCGAUUCAAACCACCUGAAGAUACAGGACCGUGGGCUGAUCAACCACUCGGCAUCCCAGAGAAGCUACCACCAGCCUGUCCUCAAGAUGUUACAUUGGAUCCUUGGAUGGUUCGCCUUGGGCUCAACCAAACAAGUGAAGAUUGUCUGACUCUCAAUAUCUACGCUCCCACUCAAAACACUGACGCUUUGCCAGUUCUUGUUUUUAUUCACGUUGGGUAUGGAGUAUACAGCACAUCUUCCGUCUAUGAUGCAACUCUUCUUGCAUCUCAGGCUGAAGCUGUUUUUGUAGUCAUAAACCAUCGUUUAGGAGCUCUGGGAUUUCUAUCAACAGAAGAUGAAGUAGCUCCUGGUAAUUACGGAUUGCAUGACAUCUUGGCUGCUCUUAAAUGGGUCAACAAGUACAUCGGGAGCUUUGGAGGCGAUCCUGAACAGGUAACUAUCCAAGGUCAUGGAUCGGGUGCUGUACUUGCCCACUUCCUCGUUCUGUCUGAGAGGGCAAAGGGCCUUUUUAACAAAGCCGUGUUGAUGAGUGCAACUGCUAUAUCCCCACCUGUCGACAAUCCAACCCUUCCACGACCAUCAGAGAUAGCCAAGGCUCUCGCCCUCAAAUUGGGAUGUCCAACUGCAAACAGUGAGAUGAUGAUCACUUGUCUCAGAGGAAAACCAGUGGCAGAUUUUGUGUCAAAUACCGUAACACCCCCGUUUGGCCUUGCCUUUCCAACAGUUGUUGAUGGUGAUCUCAUCACCGAUAAACCCCUCGCAUUGCUGAAAGCCGGCAGAAUUAACAAUGUUAACGUGAUCGUUGGAUUAGCAAAGGACGAAGAUGCUAUACCGUCAUUUUUUUUAACCGGCCUCAAUUGUCCAAGUGUCGAGGAAGUCCAGCAAUACAUUAGAAUUGUCAGUAGACUUUCAUUCGAGAACCCCGGCAAUGCAGCGCUCGCUCUAAUAGCGGAAUACAUUGGAAAAGGUGGAUUAGGGGACGACUGCGAGACAAGGGGUAGUUUCAGACAGUUCAUGAAUGACUACUUGUCAUACUGGAGCACAUUGGAAGCUGCCAGGCUCCACGCUAACGCUGGUCACUCAGUCUACUUCUACUCGUUUGAUCUCAAACCACCUGCUCCUUAUAAAGGACCGCUUCCACCUCAGGCAGGACCAGCUUUGACAGAUGAUCUGCAGUUCCUAUUGGAAGCUACCUAA
This is a messenger RNA of Acanthaster planci (crown-of-thorns starfish), 3185 nucleotides long. RefSeq lists its product as uncharacterized. Lineage: Eukaryota; Metazoa; Echinodermata; Asteroidea; Valvatida; Acanthasteridae. The record is from RefSeq and is a predicted model, not a curated record.